This is a messenger RNA of Aspergillus puulaauensis, 4512 nucleotides long. RefSeq lists its product as uncharacterized. The coding region runs from base 1 to 4512 and encodes 1503 amino acids. The transcript is spliced from 4 exons. Gene Ontology annotation, molecular function: ATP hydrolysis activity; ATPase-coupled intramembrane lipid carrier activity; ATP binding. Gene Ontology annotation, biological process: phospholipid translocation. Lineage: Eukaryota; Fungi; Ascomycota; Eurotiomycetes; Eurotiales; Aspergillaceae. The record is from RefSeq and is a predicted model, not a curated record. Gene Ontology annotation, cellular component: plasma membrane.
AUGGCUUCAGUCAACUUCGACCAAAAUGCGAUUGACCCUCCGCCGCCUCCGCUGCGCCCGGAGGAGAGUAAUAUCUCAACGCCGACGAACCGUCAACGAUGGGCGACUCAUCGAGCCACCAAAGCCGGAGGUAUGCGGAAACGCGUUUCUAUCAUGGAUCGUUUCCACAAACGUUCGGAAAUGAGAGAUGAGAAGCGGAAAUCUACCGCAGCCAACUCGACAACGACAACAGAGCCAUCGCCCGCCGCAUCCCCAGAGGACGAGAAUAGAAAAAUUUAUUUCAAUAUUCCCCUCCCCGAGUCGGAAAGAGACGAGGAUGGCCAUCCCAAAGCAAAUUACCCGCGAAACAAGGUCCGCACCGCCAAGUAUACGCCUAUAACCUUUGUUCCAAAGAACCUGUGGUUCCAGUUUCAAAACAUCGCCAAUAUUUACUUCCUUUUCAUCAUUAUUCUUGGUUUCUUCUCUAUCUUCGGUGUCGAUAACCCUGGUAUGAACACUGUACCGUUAAUUGUUAUCAUUGUCGUCACAGCCAUAAAGGAUGGGAUAGAGGAUUGGCGCCGAACGGUACUCGAUACCGAGUUGAACAAUUCCCCCGUAUAUCGAUUAGUCGAAUGGAACAACGUGAAUUCUACCGAUGACAACGUUUCCUUGUGGCGACGCAUCAAGAAAGCUUGUACUCGAGGGACGAUUUGGACAUAUCGGCACCUUCGAGAUUUGUUCCAGAAGAAUAAGAAGAAUGCCGAACCCGCAGAUGCCGAGCGACGCGCCUCAUAUCUAACUACUGUCUCCCCAAGGGCAUCUAUGGACUCGGAACACGGAGAUCGUGGACGGGACGAAGCUAUCCAAAUGACCCCUGUUCCUUCACCAGUUCCCGAUGCGCGCUCGGAUUGGCCACUCUCAAAUUCAGAAUCAAGCCAGUAUUUGCACCCCGACAAGGCAGCGCGUACUAGCAAGGCCCCAUCAGAGAUUUCUUCGCUAUCUCCGAAAAAAGGUGGCAGUGUGGUCGAUCCGACCAAGCAAGCAACUGGCAAUGCGAGAUUUAAGCGUGACUACUGGAAAAGUCUACAAGUCGGUGACUUUGUCCGGUUGUACAAUGGCGACCCCAUCCCAGCAGAUAUUGUGGUGAUGUCAACGUCCGACCCAGACGGUGCGUGUUACGUCGAAACGAAAAGUCUUGAUGGUGAAACCAAUCUAAAGGUUCGACAUGCGCUCCAUUGCGGUCGAAAGGUCCGCCAUGCACGCGACUGCGAGAAGUCGGAAUUCAUAGUUGAGAGCGAAGCUCCGCACCCCAACCUGUACGCGUAUAAUGGUGCCGUUCGUUGGGAUCAACGUGAUCCCGACUAUCUCGAUGCUCCCCGAACGGAGAUGGUCGAACCGAUUACGAUCAACAAUAUGCUUUUGCGUGGUUGCUCUCUCCGUAACACAGAAUGGAUUCUUGGUGUUGUUGUUUUUACCGGUGUUGAGACAAAGAUCAUGCUCAACUCUGGUGAGACACCGACUAAGCGGCCUCAGCUUGCGAAGGAUCUCAACUGGAACGUUAUUUACAAUUUCAUCAUAUUAUUCUGCAUGUGCCUCGUCUCGGCUAUCGUCAACGGUGUGGCAUGGUCCGAAACUGACAGGUCUUUGAAUUUUUUCGAAGAGGCCUACGGUUCAACCCCCGCAGUGACCGGUGUCAUUACUUUCUGGGUCGCUCUCAUCUUAUUCCAAAAUUUGGUACCAAUCUCCCUCUAUAUUUCACUAGAAAUUGUCCGGACAGUCCAAGCGAUUUUCAUCCACAGCGACGUUUUCAUGUACUAUGAAAAACUUGGUAUUGCUUGCAUACCGAAGACCUGGAACAUAUCCGACGAUGUCGGACAGAUCGAAUAUAUUUUCUCCGACAAGACCGGCACGUUGACUCAAAACGUUAUGGACUUCAAAAAAUGCACUGUCAAUGGGGUUUCGUACGGUGAAGCUUUUACAGAAGCUCAGCUUGGCCUUGUACGGCGGGAAGGAGGCGAUGCUGAUGCUAUAGCUGCAAGUGCUCGCGAAAAAAUUGCUGCGGAUACUACCAAGAUGAUUGGGAUGCUUCGAGAAAUGCACGAUAAUCCGUAUCUUCGCGAUGAACAACUUACAUUCGUAUCCUCGGAUUAUGUUGCUGACAUGAGUGGUCGGUCUGGUGGAACUCAGAAACAGGCAACAGAGCAUUUCAUGCUUGCUCUUGCCGUGUGCCAUUCGGUUAUUACCGAGCACACUCCUGGUGACCCCCCCCAGAUAGAGUUCAGGGCACAGUCCCCAGAUGAGGCCGCUCUAGUUGGUACGGCGCGUGAUUUGGGCUUUACACUACUCGGGAGAUCAAACGAUGACCUCAUUCUCAACGUUAUGGGCGAGGAGAGGACGUACACUGUUCUGAAUACCCUUGAAUUCAAUUCUACCAGAAAACGUAUGAGUGCCAUUGUCCGCAUGCCUGAUCGCAGCAUAAGACUAUUUUGCAAGGGUGCGGAUAGCAUCAUCUAUUCGCGUCUGGCGCCAGGGAAGCAACAGGGAUUUCGAAAAGAAACAGCCGAGCACUUGGAGACGUUUGCGCGUGAAGGUUUAAGAACACUGUGUGUCGCGGACCGAAAGCUUUCGGAAGAGGAGUACCGAGCUUGGAGUAAAGAACAUGACAUCGCCGCCGCAGCGCUUACAGACCGUGAAGAGAAACUCGAAAAUGUGGCAAGCUCCAUAGAGAAUGACCUUAUGCUCAUUGGCGGUACCGCCAUCGAGGAUAAGCUGCAGGAUGGCGUACCCGAUACGAUAUCUUUGUUGGCUAGAGCAGGAAUUAAGCUUUGGGUCCUCACUGGUGAUAAAGUCGAGACUGCCAUUAACAUUGGCUUUUCGUGCAAUCUUUUGACUAACGAAAUGGAGCUCAUUGUCUUCAAUAUUCCGGGCGAUCAACCGCAACAAGCAGCACGGGAAUUGGAUGAACAUCUGCAAAAAUUCGGCCUUACAGGAUCUGAUGAAGAACUUGUUGCCGCACGACGGGAUCACACUCCACCUGAGGCAACCCACGCUGUUGUUAUUGAUGGCGAGACCCUGAAGUUGAUGCUCACGGACGAGAUGAAGCAAAGAUUUCUCCUUCUUUGCAAGCAAUGCAAGUCCGUCCUGUGCUGCCGAGUCAGUCCCGCCCAGAAAGCGGCCGUUGUAAGGCUCGUGAAGGAGGGCCUCAAUAUUAUGGCUCUCUCUAUCGGCGAUGGUGCCAAUGAUGUCGCCAUGAUUCAGGCCGCUGAUGUCGGUGUUGGUAUUAUUGGCGAAGAAGGUAGACAAGCUGCCAUGUCAGCAGACUAUGCCAUAGGCCAGUUCCGAUUUUUACAACGACUUAUUCUUGUUCAUGGGCGGUACUCGUACCGACGCCUAGGAGAAACAACUGCCAACUUCUUCUACAAGAACUUGGUCUGGACUUUCGCACUUUUCUGGUAUGCGAUCUACAAUGAUUUUGAUGGCUCUUAUCUGUUCGACUACACCUACAUUAUCCUGGUUAAUCUUGCUUUUACAUCUUUACCCGUUAUCUUAAUGGGGAUCUUUGAUCAGGAUGUGGACGACAAAGUGUCGCUCGCAGUUCCUCAACUAUAUAUGAGGGGCAUCGAGAGACUUGAGUGGUCUCAAACGAAGUUCUGGUUGCAUAUGCUUGACGGCUUUUACCAGUCCGUCAUAUGCUUCUACAUGCCAUAUCAAUUGUAUGAGCCAGCAAACUUCGUGCACGCUAGUGGAAAAGACGUUAGCGACCGGAACCGAAUGGGUAUACUUGUUGCCUCUUGUGCCGUUAUUGCCAGCAACACCUAUAUCCUUAUCAACAGUUAUAGGUGGGACUGGUUGACGGUAUUGAUCAAUGCCAUCAGUUGUUUGCUUAUCUUCUUCUGGACCGGAGUCUACUCCUCUUUCCAAGCCUCGGCCCAGUUCUAUAAAAGUGCUGCUCAAACGUACGGGACAUUGUCUUUCUGGGUCGUUCUUCUGGUUACAGUUACGAUAUGCCUCACCCCCCGGUUCGUGGUCAAAUCCGUUCAGAAAGUGUUCUUCCCGCUCGAUGUCGAUAUCAUCCGUGAACAAAUCACACUCGGCAAAUUCAAAUACUUGGAUCAGUAUGAAACGUUUGUACCGAAAGCAGCUGGCUCUGCGGAUGAUUCCGCGGCCUCUUCUGAUCUGGGCAAGCCGGUCGAUUCUGGUACGAGGCAAAAUCCUUUCUCAGAUGAUCAGCAGAUCUAUGCGGAAUCCGUUGCCCCGACGGUUCGUACGCAUAAUCAGCGCGGCCAGAAUGGUAGUAACGGAACCACCUAUGCUUCUAGUAUUGACACCACACGACAUCCCCACCCGCAGGCAGUCGACUACGUGCGAUCCUCAGCCGAGCGAACGCGGCAUUCCUUCGAUGGGGCCCAGCACGGUUUCGACGGACCCGACGGCUUUGCGCACCCCAAUACGUUAACACGCGUGGAAUCAUCCUUGACAACCGGUGCUCAACGGCCACAAAGCCCUCAUAGCCCGCUUCAGGGUUCGAACUGA